Messenger RNA from Schizophyllum commune H4-8, 1821 nucleotides. RefSeq names its product cytochrome P450. The record is from RefSeq and is a predicted model, not a curated record. The transcript has 15 exons. The coding region runs from base 1 to 1686 and encodes 561 amino acids. Gene Ontology annotation, molecular function: heme binding; oxidoreductase activity, acting on paired donors, with incorporation or reduction of molecular oxygen; monooxygenase activity. NCBI's taxonomy places the organism in Eukaryota, Fungi, Basidiomycota, Agaricomycetes, Agaricales, Schizophyllaceae.
AUGAGCGGGUCACUUGCAGCCGUUGUUCUUGGCGUGUCGAUACAUAUGCACUACCGCCGUUCGGAACCCAACGUCCUUAUUUUCUUGAUGCAUUCUCUGGUUCUCGGUGUCUGCGCGACGGUCAUGCACCUUCACGCGCUCGAGGGAACGACUACGAGUCCCGGCGCACUUGCCUCUGCAGCGCGAUUCCUCGCCGUAUACCUCCUGUCUAUGUCUGCAUCGGUGGUCACGUACCGUCUCUCGCCUUUCCAUCCUCUCGCCGCUUUUCCUGGGCCCAAGUUCGCUUCGGCUUCAAAGUGGUGGUCUUGCUACCAGAUGGCCGUCCGAGGGCGGCGUCACAUCGAACUGGAAAGACACUACGGGCACUGGGUCCGCACCGGCCCCAACGAGCUUUCUGUAGACGACCCAUCUGCGAUCAGAACCAUUUACGAAGCGUUGGAUAGGGCUACAUUCUAUAAAGCUGCACCCGCCAAUGGCAUAGCAAUCAUCAACAUCAUGGACCGACAGACUCAUCAGAAGCGCCGUCGUGCAUGGAACAGUGCGUUCACCUCGCCCUGCCUUAAGGAUUAUGCAGAUGCGACCAAUCAACGAAUGGUGCACCUCCUCGCGCGCAUGGCCGACGAGAUACGCCAUAGUUCGACUGGGGUAAUUCGGAUUGAUCGUUGGAUCUAUUUCACUGCCCUGGACCUUACUGGCGAUAUCGGAUUUCUAGGCGGCUUUGAGACCGUAAGAGAAGGAUUUGACAAGGAGGGUUGGGCAGUUUUGCUGACUACAGUUAUGCGUGUCGCCAUUUGCACUGGCGAGGUUCUUUGGGUACGAGACCUCAUGGAAAUGCUUGGUCACGGUCCACUCGAGACGAUUUACAAGCCUACCGUUCUCAAACUUCAGCGGAUUAGAGAAGAUCAAACGGGGACGACGAGGACGAGCAUCAUGUCUACAUUGCUCAGUAAGAGUGACGAGGAGUCUCUCGAGAUACGGGCCGUAGAUUCUGUCUCGGACGCGAUGUUUUCCAUGAUCGCGGCGGUUGGAUCGACGUCUUUUGUUAUACAGAGCUUGCUUUGUAACCUAUAUCUCAGUCCUCUCCGGAUGUGUCGUAUCCAGGAAGAAGUAGAUCCCCUCUUCGAAGCGUCCAUCGUCGACGAUGAUGGGAGCACUCUCGACGUAGCCAAGCUGAUGAAGCUGCCAUACCUGUCCGCCUGCGUCGACGAAGUGCUCCGAUUGACGCCCCCUUUGGCUUGGGGUCCUCCACGAUCAACUGGUCCUCAGGGGGCGACAAUAUGUGGUCGCUUCGUACCACCGAACACGACGAUAAACGUCCCCAUCUACGCGAUGCACCGUGACGUUCGCAACUUUGGCCCAUUGGCGAAUAAGUUCAUCCCGGAACGCUGGCUUCCAUCCCACAUGCAGGAAGAGGCUCUCAAAGCUCUGGAUGACCCUCAGCUAACGCCGAGCGCCCUUCAACCUCUCAAUCGACAGGCCUACAUACCUUUCAGUGCGGGAUAUGCACGCUGUCCAGGUCGUGGCCUGGGACUGCAGAGCGCCAAGAUUGCGGUCGCAACCAUACUUCACCACUACUCCUUCGCUCCAGGUGAAGGCUUCGAUCCUGCAGUAUAUGAAGCAUCGUUCAGGGAUUAUGGUACCUGGGCGCAUGACGCCUUGCAGCUACGCUUUAGCCCCCGCCAAUAGUCCGAUACGAGAACCGAGUACGAACUUCAAAUAAGGGUCGUAAUAUGAAGUUCGGGACGCUUUCGCAAUGCUAUUGGAGUCCACAUUAUAUGCUGUGUAGUCGUCAUAAUAAUCGAUAUCAAUACCUUCUGCGCG